GGGCAGUUCUGGGCACAAGUCAAAAGCAUCAGCAGAGAGCGAGGCUGCAUUAUUCAACAGAUCGUCUUCUGUACGCUCCUCUGGGACACGGCGCACACGCUCGCAGCAGCUUUUUCGUCUUCAAGAGGGCAAGGUAGGUCAAGUUUAUUCAUGGGGUACUAUCCAUACAGCAAUCUAGAGAGCUUAGUGAAGUUACAAACAAAAUAAGAAGCAGUAGAAGAAAUAUGACAUUUAGCAAACAUUAAAUAUUUGUUAAAAAAAAAGAAAGAAAACCAGACUGAAACGAAUAAAUCAAAAAGGAAAAGUAUUUAAAUUCUCUUUAAUUCUGGUUGUAAUGGAAAUAUAUUUUAUUCUGUGAGUCUGUUGGACUUGUCGAACUCUAAAUCUUCGACUACUUAGUCUUCACAUACGGAUGGACUCUGAUCGACCAACUGGUCCUGCCUGGAAAAAAUAAAAAUGUCAAAAUUUUGUUGUUUUGGAAAAAUAAUAGAAAAUAAAACUGGGAUCAGAUUUGUUGUGAAAUUGGUGCGAUAUAAAUAAAGAUUGAUAAAUUGAUUGAAAGGGUAGAGAAAGCAGUGUAAAGGUGGCCAGACUAACACCAUCUGUGAGAAUAAUCCAGGUCAUGACUUUUGCACUUUAGUCACAAUUUGUGGCACAUGAUCACUGAUUAACUCAUGACAGUGACAGAGAUACGACAGGUCCGUGAUCUCCUGGUGUUGGUGAAAUGUGUAUUUGUGGAAAUCAUCUGCAUAACUGCUUUAAUGCUGUGUGUGAUUUGGCAUAAAGAGACUGAACAAUGGGGGUCCUGAAACGGAGCCCUGUGGAACCCCGUGCACUUUUGAGAUUCAGACAUGGUUUGGCGCACUGCGUUACUAAAGGAAGGCAGCUCAGAUAAGUUUCUUGAAUAGUUUUCCUCUCCUUUACAGACAGUAACUCAUCCCCUUACACUCCUCGCUGAGCUGUCAUAACCAUGGAGACCCCAAAUAGGAAUCAGAGCAGCCGUGGCAGCCCGGUCUCCCCGGAACAUGCGAGAAGGCUGCAGGAGAAGAAGGACCUGUCCAAACUCAAUGACCGGCUGGCUGAGUACAUCGACAAGGUGGGCUCCCUAGAGGUCAAGAAUACCUCACUGCAUGAAGAGAUCAAGGAAUUAGAGUCAACGAAUAACCGAAAAUUGGAGAAAAUCAAGGAGAAGCUAGAGGACACCCAGAGGACACUGAACAAGGUAGACAGGGAGCGAGCACGCCUGGAGGUGGAGCUGAGCAAUUUGAGGAAGGAGUACAAUGAGCUUGAAGCCAGGUGAGGUGGAGCUUAAAAGGGAGGGGCUAUGUAAAAACUUUGUGACAUUGAUCAGCUAUAAAAGCUGAUUUAUUCCAAUAACAAGGGAUUUACCUUAAUUCACUCUUACAGUUUCUUACAUUCAUUCAUAAAAAUGUUUUUUUCUCUGUUAGCUGUAACUAUGUCCACACGUGUUGUCUAGUACCAAACAAAGACUGCUGUUUUUGUUGUGUUUUGACAGUGACAGAAAAAAUGAGUCUGACUUGGCGGCUGCUCGGACCCUGCUCAGCUCAAAAGAAGCCGACCUCACCCGCACCCAAAGGGAGAAGAGGGCCCUGGAGGCUGAGGUCAAGGACCUGAAGGUCCAGCUGGCCAAGGUGAAAAGGAUUCUCACUGAACUGAAGUGGUAGGGAGGCUGCAUCUCUCUGCUGAGGGCAGAAAAAAGAACAGCAGACAGUCACUAUUAUCAGUUUGGCCUGUAAAGGUUAUCUUCUGUUGAUGCAUUAUUGUAAAAGUUUGAUUUUCUCUAAAGACUGAAAUUGAUUUUUAUAUCAUCAGAAAGAUUUGAAGAUUUGAGGUCCUGGUUGUACGUAAACCCUGCAGACAGUUGAUCAUGAAUGAGGACAAGGUGUGGAGACACACAAGGUUGUAUUGUCUGCUGUUUGUUUUAUCAAUGAAUUUCACCACAGGACUGACUCUGGUUUCCUUGAGGCCUUACUCCACCUACUGGCCUCCUGGGGGAACUGCAGGUCAAACCGUGGUGCAUAGAUCACACCUGGAGCUGUGUUUGAUUUUUUUUCUUCGACGCCUCCAUUAAAAACACUUCCUUCCUCAUCUUCAUUUUUAUCCUCUCUCACCCCUCCCAGCUGGAAGGAAGCUUAGCUGAUGCCAAGAGGCAGCUGCAGGACGAGAUGCUGAGGAGAGUGGACGCCGAGAACCGCCUGCAGACUGUGAAGGAAGAGCUGGAGUUCCAGAAGAACAUCCACGCUGAGGUUCUCACUCUUCACCUCAACCCCUCUAUUUUAGUCAUCCGUCCUACUUUUCAUCUUUUUCCACAGGAUAUUGAUUUGCUUCCAACAACCUGCUUGUUUGUUUUUGCACUCCUGAUGCAGAUCAGCUCCACACAUGCACCUUUGUGUUUCCUUCAUUUCAGAUGUAUUUGAAAGCAAUCACACAAACAAGUACGAGUAGAAACACUGAUGCAUUGUGCGGUUUACUUCAGGUUUUGACAGUGUCUAAAACCAGAAACAAAUGAUUGUCGUCUGAGUUUUAAUGUCAUGAUUAGGGGUUUCUUUAAUGUCAACAGAGAGUUGGAUGUGUCUGCAGGAGCUCUGUACUGCUAAACAAGUAAUUACAGCUCAGCAACAGGCUGAUCAAUGCAGUUUAGUUCAUUAAUCAAAGCAGCUUUCUACAGGUGAAAUCGCUCAUAGUAUAAAUAAUCUAAAGGGUCAUAUAAGUUUUUUUUUUUUUCUGAGCACCAGUUUAAGUUACACAAACAGCUCAUGGAAAGUUUGUGAUAAUUAUCAGUCUCAUGUCUGUCUGCAGGAACAACGAGAGAGCCAGCGUAGGAUCGAGUCACUCAAAGAUGAGAUCACCAAAAUAAAACAGGAAGAGUAUGAAUGCAAGCUGGCCGAGGCUGUCGAUAAGCUGAGAGCCGAACACAAGGAAAACCUCCGCCGCUACAAGGAGGAGAAGGAGAAGACCCUCAACUCCAAAGUGAGUGUGGAUGCUGCAAGAGAAACAGCCCACCACUUCACCAGAAACAAAGUCAUGAAAAUAACUCACCUGUCUCUGCUCUUCAUCCUCUGAACUGAAAAUAGAAAUCUUUUGCAGGUUUUCUGGUAACAUUUUGUAUCUUGAAUAUUAUUAUGAGUGUCUGUAAUUUAAUGAGAUCGUUAAAUUUUAAUAGCCAUGAUCUGACAAACAGUCUGCUGGUGAGCUCUCUUAAGUUUACAGUAUGAAUAAUUUGUAGGGAAGACUGGGGUAAGAUGAGCCAUUUUUACUAUUUUGGAUCACUACAUCAAGGCAAUCAUAGUGUAUCUGCAUAUAUUUCAAGAUGUUGUGCAUCCCUGCAGACAAACAGAAUGAGUGUAAACAUAACUGUCUUGAUAAUAUAGCAUGCUGAAAAAAAGUGGUCUCCUAUGGUCAACUUACCCAGUGUGUGGGGUAUGUUUGACUUCCAUGCAAGUCACAGUUUGUCCAUAGCUGACACCAUGUUCGAACAUAAGGUUGUUCAUCAGUGCUCCUAGCACCAUGACGGCCUAGGCUGUAGAUCAAUGAUCGACUUCAUAGUCAUAUCAUCUGAUCUGCCGCCCCAUGUUUUGGACACCCGGGUAAAGAGAAGUGCAGAGCUGUCAACUGAUCACUACCUGGUGGCUAGUUGGGUCAGGUGGCGGGGGAAACCGCCACGCAGACCUGGCAGGCCCAAACGUAUAGUGAGGGUCUGUUGGGAAUGCCUUGUGGAAGAACCCACAAGGCAUUCCCAACUACUGGCUUUCAAUUACCACCUCCAACAGAGCUUCAACUGCGUCCCGAGGGCGGUGGAGGACAUUGAGUCCAAAUGGGCUUUGUUCCGCUCUGCCAUUGUCGAAGAGGCUGUUGCAAGCUGCGGCUGCAAGGUUGCUGGUGCUGGUCGUGGCGGCCAUCCCCGAACCCGAUGACGGACGCCGGAGGUGAGGGGAGCCGUCAGGCUAAAGAAGGAGACCCAUAGGUCAUGGUUAGCCUAUGGGUCUCUGGAAACAUCUGAACGGUACUAGUUGGCUAAGCAGUUCGCGGCCGGGGCAGUUGCAGAGGCAAAAACGUGGGUGUGGGAGAAGUUUGGUGAGGCCAUGGAGGAAGACUUUUGUUCAACUCCAAAAAGGUUCGGGCAAACUGUCCGGCGUCUCAGGGGCGGCAGCUGGCAACUUGCCCACACCGUUCUAGAUUGGGGCGGGGAGCUGCUGACAUCACCUGAGGCAAUUCUCCGGUGGUAGAUGGAAUACUUUGAGGAGCUCCUCAAUCCUACCGUCAUGCAUUCCCAAGGGGAAACAGAGUUGGGGGACCUGGAGGUGGAUCGUCCAAUCACUGGGGUAGAAGUCGCAGAGUUAGUAAGACAACUCCAGGGCGGCGUAGCUCCUGAGUUUAGGCCCUAAAACCAAGCCUUGUGGGACUCCACAUUCAAAGUUCAUGUAGUCAGACAUGUUUCCAGAAAAUUGCACAUAUUAUUUUCUGUUAUGUGCAGGUGAGGGACUUGGAGGAUAAACUGGAGAGGAUGCAGCGUCAGUUGGACAAAAAGGACCGAAAGAUAGAUGAGUUGGAAUCUCAGAAGAAGCAGCUGGAGGAGCAGUUCCGUGGUCUGCAGGACAUCAAAUUGGCCCUGGAUAAUGAGCUCAGUACCUACAAGAAGUUACUUGAUAAAGGGGAGGAGAGGUGAGAUUCAAACAAAACCAGACACAGAUCUCCAGUGAGGCUACUUUUAGCUUUAUAUUAAGAUGAUGAGACAAGAUCAAACCUCAGCAAGCAGUGAUCGUUUGGAAAAUAGUGGAAGGUGACCAAUGAAGAGGGCUACUUUUUCUGAAUCCAGGUCUGAACUUAAGCCUUCUGAACGCCUCUGAGAGAGAGGCGGACACAGACUCUGAUCCAGACUAAAUCACAGAGUAUCAGUUUUCACAGCUGAACGGGAUGAAACCCUGAUAGCAAAGGCACCAAAAUCCCGUAGAGCAGUUCUGGCACAUUUUUACUUCUGAGGUUUCAUCAGCCAGACAGUUUAAGCUGUAACAGUUGCUGGUUUGAAACCCUUCAUUUUCUGCCUGUCUUCAACUGUCUGAAUCUCUCUCUCUCUCUCUAGUCUCUCACCCAGCCCUGAACGCAGGUCCCAGGGGAUGAGGACCCCAGGUUCUGGCCGGGGCUGCACUCGCCACCUGUUUUCCUCUGGCGUCAGCCCUCCCAACCGCUGCAAGUCUUGUGGCAGCCCCAUAAAACGCAGCCUCAGCGACGCCUUCAGUGAGACCUCCAGCAUGGCAGGGGACUAUGGGGACUUCACUCGCACAUCUCACAGGGCCACAGCCCGUCGUUUUGUCACUGUGGCUGAAGUUGACCUGAUGGGCAAGUUCAUCCGUCUAAGCAACAUGGGUGAUAAGGUGAGUGACCUGUCUCUGUCAGCUGGUACUGUAAAUCGUUUUGAGAGGGUGAGAUGAGAAUAAGAAUAACUUUAUUAAUCCCAGAAAAACAUUAAAACCGCUGACUUUGUAAUUUUUUAAUGAAUUACUUGACUUUUAUAGGUUCAACAGAAACCUGAUUUCAUUUAGACACGUUGCCUUUAUUUAUGGCUGCAUAGGAGAGUCUGACUGUCGCACUUUCAUGCUGUUUAAGGCCUGAAUAGAGACAGAGAGUGAUGGCAGGGAGUUAUCAAAUCUAAACAUGUAACAUCAUUAUUAACCACUACCCUAUCUUCUCUUCUGCAGGAUCAGUCUCUGCAUAACUGGCAGGUGAAGAGACAAGCAGGAGGUAGGACCCCAAUGGUCUAUAAGUUUCCCCCAAAGUUCUCUCUGAGGGCCGGAGGAAGUGUGACGGUAAGUCUCUCCAAGAUCAAGAAGAGACGGUUGACCUGCAGUUAUCGGUCAAACUGUUAUUUGAAGGGAUGGGAAUGGUUAAGGUUUUUUUUUUUUACCAGUGGUUAAGCAAUAAAAAGCGCUCUUUGGCACAAACGUGUUAACAUUAUAGAUAAAUGUCUGACCUGAGGAAGAAAGUUAGAAGGACACUCUUUGGGGCACCUUUUAAAACUUUAAUCUGUUGUUUUUUUAUCACUAGAGAUAAGGAUUUAUUACGAAAAUUCAUGAUUUCUCUUUAAUGUUGACUUUUGACUUUGGUAGAUCUGGGCCGCCUCUGGUGGUGGAACCAACAACCCCCCUACUGACCUGGUUUGGAGGAACCAGGACUCUUGGGGCACCGGGGAUCACCUGCUGGUCACCCUGAUCAAUGCCAGUGGAGAGGUGUGACUCCUCCUGUGUUUGUUUGAGCUGGUCGUGUAUUUCUGCUCCUUUUAAAUGCAAUGACUGAAUUGUUUUCUCUUAUUUACCACCAGGAAAUGGCCAGGAGGUCAGUGACUCGCCGAACCGUUUCCCGUGACAACAGCGGUGAUGACAGUAUGGUAAACUGAAAACACACCUUUAGCUCACACUUCAGGAACAUCAAACUGUGCUGUGGCUGCAGCAUCUCUCAGAGGGGCUCCUCUUUAGGUAUCUCAUCCUGUUAUCUGUCGCCCCCUGCAGGAAGUCCCCAGCACCAGUGGUGCAGAGAACGAAUACAACCUCCGGAGCAGGGGCAGCGGUGGACAUGAUGAUGCCAAUGGACAUUAAUCCCAAAAGCUCAGACAGGUACAGAGCAGUAGGAAGAGUAUAAACUACAGAAAAACUGCUUUGUCAAAAGUAUUGGCUCGAUUUUCACUAUAGUUUACAUGUUUGGAGGACUUAGACCACAGUGAACAAACAUUCAAAUUUAAUGUUCUCAUGAGGGAUCAGUAAUCAAUUACAAAUAAAAAGUUCUGUCUGCUCUGAUUUGCUUUGAAGCCGUCUAAUACCUAAGCUUAUUGUUUUAAAAUAUGCCAGCAUCUUGUUUUUUAUAUUCCUGAAAACAGAUAAUUUUCCUGGGGAAACAGCUGUGUUUGAUCAGAGGGUAAGAAUAUCCUUAAAAGAACCUCUGAGGCCCAGACAUCAGCCCAGCUCCUGUACCCCCCACAGAGAAGAACAGGUUUUUAAGGGUUGCUCACAUUUAAUGGCCAGACUCUUAACACUUGGCAUGCACAGCUAGUGAAAGCAUAUCAUGUCAUCUUUGAGCGCAACAAAAGCAAAACAGAUCAAAUGUGGUUUCGUUUUGAUAAGAUUAGAUGUCUGCGUGUCUGCAGGUAGAUUUGAACCUUGGAGGUAGACCAACAGGUCCAGUUUCUGGAUGCAUUUUGCAUGCAGAGAAAAUGAUCGUCUGAGGGUUUUGUUCUGCAGUUUACAAAUCAGAGAAAUACUUUUAUGUUAAGGUGCUUGUCUUGAAAUAGAGUUUAUGGCUGUUGGAAAAAAAGAGUUUAUUUAAAAACACUGAGAACAAAACAGAAAAAAAAAAAACAAUCGGUGUAGGACUUUAAGAAUUUUUAUACUCCAGUGUAAAACAAAUCACAGCAUCUAAAUCUGUUAUUGUUUUUCUACUUUUCGUUGAACCUAAGUGAUGUUUUUUUUUUUAACCAUGUUAGAUUUUUGUGCCUUAAAAUGAUGCUUUUAUGCAGUGAUUUAAAAAAACUGUUGAAGAACUCAGGCUGGCUGGAGGACCUCAGGAUUUAAAAUGACGAAUUAUGGGAUUUCUUAUUAUAAGCCUGAAAUGCUUAAAUUGUAAUUUUAUGUAUUUUGAUUUUUUUUUAUAUAUCACUAUUGAUUAAAAAUCUUUGUUUUUCCACUAA
Molecule: messenger RNA, 7696 nt
Organism: Xyrichtys novacula (pearly razorfish)
Lineage: Eukaryota; Metazoa; Chordata; Actinopteri; Labriformes; Labridae
Source: the annotation of a GenBank genome assembly